GGUGGAAGGAUCGAGCUCCUUCUCUCGGAACUAACUUUCAUUUUCUCACUCUACCGGUUUGUCACAACGACGAGAUCUUACUCCGGAGCCAAAACGGGCCCUUCAUUCGGAUCUUUUAUUCCUACACCAGUUCGCGUCAUGUGUCGGGCGUCUUCGCCAUGAAGGGUACGAGCGAAGGUUCCCCCCCGGGUUCCAAGGCUCAGAUUUCCCAAUGCUCAAGUUCCUUGUCAGCUGGUUUCUCUCUUGUUCCAAGUCAAAAGAUAAAUUUAGACACAUUAUCCUGAGCCAGAUCGAAAAUGCAGCCGACGAGCCAAGAGUACUGUGCAUCGUGCAAGACACCACCAGCUGCAAGAACAUAAACGAACGAAUCACGUUAAACCUCCCAGCGUCCACCUCCGUCAAGCAGCUGUACGAAGAUGUGUCCAGCAAAGCGGGCUAUGUCUCCGGGACGUUCAGUCUGAUGUGGGGGAAUGGAGCCAGCAACAUGGUCGACAUGGCAGCGCUGGAUCCAACCCCAGACAGGACUUUGCAAGAGGCCGGCUUUGAAGCAGGAAAGAAGAACUUCCUUCAUUUGACGGAUAAAAACGGCGAGCAGCCACAGCUCACAUCAGAUGAGUCGGGGACAGCAGACAGCAGUGGGCUCGAUGACAGCACGCAGGAGAAAUUCAUUGGACCCCUCCCGAGAGAAGAGUCUGUGGCCUGCACGAGCGACUAUGUCAGCCAGAACUACUCCUACUCCUCUCUUCUCAGCAAGUCCGACACCGGUUACGUGGGCCUGGUAAACCAAGCGAUGACUUGCUACUUGAACAGCCUGCUGCAAACCCUCUUCAUGACCCCAGAGUUCCGCAAUGCGCUGUACAAGUGGGAGUUUGAGGAGUCAGAAGAAGACCCGGUCUCCAGCAUCCCCUACCAACUGCAAAGACUCUUUGUUUUACUGCAGACAAGCAAAAAGCGAGCGAUAGAAACCACAGAUGUGACUCGCAGCUUUGGCUGGGACAGCAGUGAAGCCUGGCAGCAGCAUGACGUACAGGAACUGUGCAGGGUCAUGUUCGAUGCUUUGGAGCAAAAGUGGAAGCAGACGGAACAGGCUGACCUCAUCAAUCAGCUGUACCAGGGAAAGCUAAAGGACUAUGUGAAAUGCUUGGAGUGUGGCUAUGAAAGCUGGAGGAUUGAUACGUUCCUCGAUAUCCCGCUGGUCAUCCGGCCGUUUGGCUCUAACACGGCAUUUGGUAGUAUGGAAGAAGCACUUCAAGCAUUUAUUCAGCCAGAAACCCUAGAUGGACCCAAUCAGUACUUCUGUGAGCGAUGCAAGAGGAAAUGCGAUGCACGGAAGGGUCUGAAGUUCCUGCAUUUCCCAUACCUCCUUACUCUGCAGCUCAAGAGGUUUGAUUUUGAUUACACCAGCAUGCACAGGAUCAAACUGAACGACCGUAUGACUUUUCCCGAUGAGCUAGACAUGAGCCCAUUCAUAGAUGUGGAAGAUGAGAAAUCUCCUCAGACGGAUAGUUGCACGGACAGCGGCGCCGAAAAUGAAGGCAGUUGCCACAGUGACCAAAUGAGCAACGAUUUUUCUACUGAUGACGCAGUUGAUGAAGGAAUCUGUCUGGAAACAAACAGCAAUAUUGAAAAGCUGAAUAAAUCUGUAUCGGAAAAGAAUUCUUUGUAUGAACUUUUUUCCGUGAUGGUCCAUUCAGGAAGUGCUGCGGGGGGACAUUACUACGCCUGUAUAAAAUCCUUUGCUGACGGCCAGUGGUACAGCUUCAAUGAUCAGCACGUGAGCAGGAUAACACAGGAGGACAUUAAAAAAACUUAUGGUGGGUCUACGGGAAAUCGCGGAUACUACUCCAGUGCCUUUGCUAGCUCUACAAAUGCAUAUAUGCUGAUGUACAGAUUGAAGAACCCAGCUAGAAAUGCAAAAUUCCCCGAAGCAAUCGAAUUUCCUGAGCACAUAAAGCUUCUCGUGCAAAAGGAGCAAGAACAGGAAGAGCAGGAAAAGCGCCAGCGAGAGAUUGAACGCAAUACAUGCAAACUGAAGCUCUUCUGCAUGCACCCGGUCAAGCAGAUCAUGAUGGAAAGUAAACUUGAGGUUCAUAAAGAUAAAACCAUGAAGGAAGCCGUUGAGAUUGCGCACAAGCUCAUGGACCUGGAAGGUGUGAUUUCUCUCGAUUGCUGCCGCCUAGUGAAGUACGAUGAAUUCCAUGAUUACCUGGAGCGCUCCUAUGAAGACGAAGAGGACCGGACGAUGGGAUAUCUGCUGGGGGGCGUCAAAUCCUCUUAUAUGUUCGACCUGCUGUUAGAAACCAAGAGACCGGACCAAGUAUUUCAGUCCUAUAAGCCUGGUGAGGUCAUGGUGAAAGUCUACGUGGUCGACCUAAAGACAGAAACUGUGGCUCCACCCGUCAGCGUCCGCGCCUAUCUCAGCCAGACGAUCAUCGAGUUCAAGCAGCUCAUCUCCAAGAGCGUCGAUUUGCUGCCGGACACGAUGCGCGUCGUCCUGGAGAGAUGUUACAACGACUUGCGCCUUUUAAACGUCGCAAAUAAAACCCUUAAAGCCGAAGGAUUCUUCAGAAGCAAUAAGGUGUUUGUGGAAAGCUCCGACUCGCUAGACUACCAGCUGGUUUUUACCGACUCUCAUCUGUGGAAGCUCUUGGACCGCCAUGCCAAUACCAUCAGGCUUUAUGUCUCGUUACCCGAGCACACCCCUCAGACGGCAAGGUCCGUCGGUCCGAAAGGCGGCGGGGAUUCAAAUCUCUCUGAAGACUACUGCAGCAGGGUAAAAGGCAAUGUUAAAUCGGUGGACGCCAUUCUGGAAGAGAGCACGGAGAAACUAAAGAGCCUUUCUCUUCAGCAGCACCAAGAUGGCGGCAACGGGGACAGCAGCAAGAGCACGGAGGGGAGCGAUUUUGAGAACAUUGAUUCGCCAUUAAAUGAGGCGGAUUCCGGGUCAGCCGACAACAGAGAACUGGAAAACCGAAUCUUGCCGGCUGACCCAGAGAACAACUUUCAGCCGGAAGAGCGAUCGGACUCUGACGUGAAUAACGACCGGAGCACUAGCUCCGUGGAUAGCGAUAUCCUCAGCUCAAGCCAUAGCAGCGAUACGUUGUGCAACGCCGACAGCGCCCCCAUCCCCCUCGCCAACGGACUCGACUCCCACAGCAUCACCAGCAGCAGGAGGUCCAAAGCCAACGACGGCAAGAAAGAGACCUGGGACACUGCCGAGGAGGAUUCUGGGACAGAUAGCGAGUACGACGAGAGCGGCAAAAGCAGGGGAGAGGCACAAUAUAUGUAUUUUAAAGCAGAGCCCCAUGCUGGGGAGGGAUGCUUAGGGGAAGGAAAUAAAUGCCUCCUGGUAAGCGUCGAUAAAAGGAUCACCUUAGCUGCCUUUAAACAGCAAUUGGAGUCUUUCGUGGGGGUGUCCUCCUCCCAGUUUAAAGUUUUCCGGGUCUAUGCCAGCAAUCAGGAGUUUGAGAGUGUCCGGCUCAAUGAGACGCUUUCUUCUUUUUCAGAUGACAACAAGAUCACUAUCAGACUAGGGAGAGCGCUGAAGAAAGGAGAAUACCGUGUCAAAAUCUUUCAGCUUUUAGUAAACGAGCCUGAGCCAUGCAAGUUCCUGUUGGACGCAGUGUUUUCUAAAGGAAUGACCGUACGGCAGUCUAAAGAGGAGCUGUUGCCGCUUCUCAGGGAUCAGUGUGGGCUUGACCUUUCUAUAGAUAGGUUCCGCCUGCGAAAGAAAACGUGGAAGAACCCAGGAACUGUAUUUCUGGAUUACCACGUUUAUGAGAAUGAAAGUAUUUCAAGCAGCUGGGAGGUUUUCUUAGAAGCUCUGGAUGAAACAGAGAAAAUGAAGUCCAUGUCACAGCUUUCCCUGUUUACAAAGAGGUGGAGGCCAUCGGAGCUAAAGCUGGACCCCUUCAAGGAAAUUGUCAUGGAAAGCAACAGUGUGGAUGAGUUAAGAGACAAGAUUUGUGAUAUAAGUGCUAUACCCUUGGAGAACCUAGAGUUUGCUAAGGGCCGAGGCACGUUCCCCUGUGACAUUUCAGUUUUGGAGAUCCAUCAGGAUUUGGACUGGAACCCUAAAGUUUCCACGCUGAAUGCUUGGCCGCUGUACAUUUCAGACGAUGGAGCAGUCAUAUUUUACAGAGACAAAAUGGAGGAGUUGGUGGAACUGACGGACGAGCAGCGAAACGAUCUGGCGAAGAAGGAAAGCAGCCGCUUGCAAAAGACCGGCCACCGCGUAACCUACUCCCCCCGAAAGGAAAAAGCACUAAAAAUCUACCUAGACGGGCCGUCCAAUAAGGAUUCAUCGCAAGACUGACAUUGGCCCCAAGCCCGCACCUGAACUCUUAUGGGGGGGUUUUUUAAUUAUGUUUUUUUUUUUUCCAAAACCGGUCGCCGAGUAGGGGCCACUUUGUCGGACACUCAGCAAGUGUGACGCAACGACACCAGCACUGAUUGGUGGGACUGUCAGCCAACCAGCAGCCCUCUGGCUUUCGGAGGUCUUUUGGAAUCCUUUCUUCUGCACUAUGGUCGCUAAAGCUGUAAAGUGAAAAGGGAUGUGCAAAUGCAAAUAAAAAAAUAUAUAUAUAAAUAUAUAUAAACGUAAGAAACGCGGAGAGAGAGGGGUCUGCGCGCACCCGUCGCCCUCGCUUCCCCCCCCAAUGCGCUUAGUAUUCCGGGGGCCCCGAUGGAAAGGUCAGACGGCCCGGGUUUUUUAUGUUUUUCAGAGCUGAUACACACAAUUACCUCAAUGAACUUGUAGAAAUGAUAAAUAGCGAGGGCACCGCGGCGAGCGAGACGGGGGGACGUGUAGGCCUUAGUAUGUAAUUAAUAUAACGAGCUGCUGUACCAAUCAGAACUUCCUUCUGUAUACAAGCAGGUUCUGGUACCUUUCUUUGCGCCGCCGCCGCCACUGCUCCUACUGAAGUACCGAAUCUGGCGGGGACGGCCAAUCAGAGUGUAAAUAGACUUCCGCUCCCGUCCAAUAGCUGAGCAGCUCGGCUGGUUUUCUAUCCCACAUCGAACACUGUGUCCAUCGGGAAUACGUAGCUGCCUCCGUACCGCGCUUCGACCCCACUUUCCGCAACGUUGAUUGGGCGCCACGCUCUGCCAUACGGAGGGUCCCGUGUUUUUUUUUUUCCUGGUACCACAGAGAUCUAUAUAUUUGCUUAGUCGUUGAUUUUGGGAUUUUUUUUUUUGUAUAUUUUGUUUUUUUUUCCUGAUUAUUUUAGUUUUUUUUUCCACUCCACGCAGUUUCCGUUUUGAAUGCCGUAGCAAUACCCGCGUGCCCAGGACAGAGCUGCGUAUGAUCAUCGGCCGCGCUCGGGCGUCAUAACAUUUCCGCAGUAACAUAAUUGCCAUGUAAUUUAUAAGAAAAUCAGUCCAAGGGUUUGAUACAUUUUUUUUUUCCAUGCCGGAUGCUGUUUACAACACUGAACAUGCCAAUAAAAAAUAGAAAUAUUA
This is a messenger RNA of Xenopus tropicalis (tropical clawed frog), 5460 nucleotides long. It is a transcript of the gene usp47, whose product is annotated as ubiquitin specific peptidase 47. The transcript is spliced from 28 exons. Gene Ontology annotation, cellular component: cytoplasm. The coding region runs from base 212 to 4315 and encodes 1367 amino acids. Gene Ontology annotation, molecular function: cysteine-type deubiquitinase activity. The record is from RefSeq and is a predicted model, not a curated record. Gene Ontology annotation, biological process: regulation of signal transduction; protein deubiquitination; ubiquitin-dependent protein catabolic process. Lineage: Eukaryota; Metazoa; Chordata; Amphibia; Anura; Pipidae.